AUGCAAAACCCUGAAAAAGAAAAAACAGAGCAAUCAAGGGUGUGGACGGCGACAGCCGUAGGAACAGCAGCCGUGGUUGGUAUUUGGGCUGUUUGGCGAUUUCGGAGGUUUGAAACAGUGCAUGAUAUCCCAAAAGUUAUGUUCCCUAAACGAAUGCCGGAUCAAACUCGAAGCUUCCGAUCGCUCUUUGGCUAUAUUACACGAGUUGGUGAUGGAGAUAACUUUCGUUUUUUUCAUACACCUGGGGGAUAUUGGCUAGGAUGGCACUGGUUGCGUAAAGUGCCUACCUCACGGUCUGAUUUAGCUUCCAAAACCAUUUCCGUUCGACUAGCCGGGGUGGAUGCACCAGAAUCCGGUCACUUUGGAAAGAAAGCCCAACCCUUUUCCCUAGAGGCCAAACAAUUCCUGUCGAAGACACUGUUACACAGAAAUGUUCGCAUAACUCCGCUAAAGAUUGACCAAUACUCGAGACUCGUAGCUGGCGUACAGUACUAUCCUAUCUCUCAUUUUUUCUGGAAAAGGGACAUUGGUCCAGCUAUGGUUCAGAAGGGGUUAGCUGUUGUGUAUGAUGGAACAGAUGGAGUCUUUUAUCCAUCUUCGAAGGAACGCUUGCAAUUCCUUGAAAAAAAAGCAAAGAAGAAACAGCUUUGUCUUUGGUCUCAGGGGAAGCAUCUGGUACUACCGUCUGAACACAAGCGAAACAGUUAG
Schizosaccharomyces osmophilus is the source of this 708-nucleotide messenger RNA. RefSeq names its product mitochondrial nuclease Lcl3, implicated in DNA repair (gene lcl3). The record is from RefSeq and is a predicted model, not a curated record. Lineage: Eukaryota; Fungi; Ascomycota; Schizosaccharomycetes; Schizosaccharomycetales; Schizosaccharomycetaceae. The transcript has a single exon. Bases 1 to 708 code for a protein of 235 amino acids. Gene Ontology annotation, cellular component: mitochondrion; cytoplasm.